AUGGACUCCACCCUAAUUCAAUCCCCUAACAACAAGACAUUCGCUUCCAAGCUCCCCAUCAAACGCAAAACCCCCGACUCAAUUCCUCCCAACACGCCGCCGUUCAAGUUCCACCGGAUAUGGACCGAAUCCGACGAGAUCCGAUUUCUCCAGGGCCUAUUGGACUGCUCCUCCCACAAUUUAGCCUUCCCGCGCGACUUGGGAAUCUUCUACACCCGCUUCUCCCACACCAUGUCGCAGCCCUACACCAAAUCCCAGCUCUCCGAGAAGCUCCGCCGCCUCCGCAAGAAGUUUCGGGUCAUCUCCACCCGUCUCUCCAAGGGCAUGGACCGAUCGCAGUUGUCCUUGCAUGAUCGCGCGCUCCACGACCUCUCCAAGCGCCUCUGGCACCCGGAAUUCGCCGCGAUCUCGCCCUUUAGCGGUGCCAGGAAUGUGGGAUUGAAGCACGGCAGCAAUGCCGGUGAUGACGGCGAUGGGAAUUUGAAAAAAUCGAGUCUUGUUGGAAUCAAGGUCGAUUUUUCGCCUACGUUGCCGGUGAUGGAGAAUUUUGGGAAUUCAGAAUCAAAUUGUGGCAAUGAGGGAAGUGAUGAUCACGAUGAUGAGGUUAAAUUGAGUGAGGUGAAUGUGGAGUUUGAAGGGAAAGAGGCAAUUGCGGAGGAUGAGGCAUUAGAGGAUGCAGAGGUGGGGCAUAAUGUGGAUUUCAGGCAUGAGAAUGAAAUUGGGGAGGUGGCGGCUAAGGUGGUGAUGAACGUGUUUGAUGAGUGUUUGAAGGAGGUGAGGAGGGUGAUAGGUGGUGGAAUGGGCUCACGGAGCUUCCAUGCUCGGUGGCGGGAUCAGCGGAUUGCUGAACUCGAUGUGUUACGGAGCAGAUUGAGGUUGGUCCUCGAGGACUCUCUUACAAAAAAAAUUUGA
Molecule: messenger RNA, 912 nt
Organism: Salvia splendens (bonfire salvia)
Lineage: Eukaryota; Viridiplantae; Streptophyta; Magnoliopsida; Lamiales; Lamiaceae
Product: probable transcription factor At5g28040
Exons: 1
Coding region: 1-912 (303 amino acids)
Biological process (GO): regulation of DNA-templated transcription
Cellular component (GO): nucleus
Source: RefSeq, a predicted model, not a curated record